AUGUCCUGGACCCCACUUGACCGUGUCUACUUUGCGCUUAAUGCCCGCCAAACAGAGCCAAAGCGUGGCGAUGCGCUCAAAUUCGGCAUUUUGGGUGCCGCCAACUCGGCUGGGUGGACCCUGAUCAAUCCCGCAAAGCUACACCCGGAAGUCACAGUACAGUCCAUCUCUGCUCGAGACCGUAAGAGGGCCGAGGAGUUCGCAAAACAGCAUGGCAUCCCAGAGGUCAGAGACACAUACCAGGAAAUCCUCGACGACCCUAACAUUGACUGCGUUCUGGUUCCCUUGCCCAAUGCCCUGCACUUUGAAUGGGCUGUCAAGGCCGUCAAGGCUGGAAAACACGUUCUCCUCGAAAAGCCCUCGGUGAACAACUCGAUCGAAGCCGAAAAGCUCUUCAAUCUGCCCGAGUUCAGCAAGCCAGACGCCCCCGUCAUCUUGGAAGCUUUUCACUACCGGUUCCAUCCGGUGUGGUCUGUGUUCCGGUCUCUCAUCAGCCCCGCCGACGUCGUGCACGUCGAUACCUUCUCCAUGAUCCCGUUCUGGAUGGUCGACAUGAACCACAUCCACUUCAACUACAACCUCGGGGGAGGCACCAUGAUGGGAAUGGGCACCUACAAUUUCGCCGCACUUCGCUUGAUCUUCGCCGCAGAGCCGGAGGAGUGCCUGAGCUGCGAGGCCGAGGCCUACACGGACGGCGUCCACCACGACUGCGACUACAGCUUCAAGGCCAAGUUCAGGUUUCCGGGCGGGGGCAUUGGCGAAGCGCACAGCACGCUGCAGGGACCCGCAAUUUGGAAGCCGUCCUGGGCGACCGUUACCCACAGGCAGAUCCCCGUCCAUGACGAGACGCUGCCCAGCUCUCAGGAGAAGCUGGUGACCCGAGAGGUUACGGUGAACGGGUGGAUCCACGCCAUAUUCUGGCACCGGAUCGAUGUGAGAGAGGUGUUUGAGAUCCGCAGCAAGGAGGAUGGCAAGUUGAUCAGGAAGUGGACAGAGACCAGGUCGCACAAGGCCUACACUUUCAGACAAGCGGGCGGCGAGUUCGCACAUCUCCCUGGCGAGGACACAUGGAUGUCGUUCAAGUACCAGCUGGACGAGUUCGUGAACCGUGUCAAGGGCCGAGACACCAGGUACUGGGUCAGCAGAGAAGACUCGAUCCUCCAGAUGAAGAUGCUGGACAUGGCCUAUGAGAAGAGCGGUCUUGGAAUCCGACCCACCAGCAACUACAAAAUCGAGUAA
Diaporthe citri is the source of this 1239-nucleotide messenger RNA. RefSeq lists its product as uncharacterized. NCBI's taxonomy places the organism in Eukaryota, Fungi, Ascomycota, Sordariomycetes, Diaporthales, Diaporthaceae. The record is from RefSeq and is a predicted model, not a curated record. Gene Ontology annotation, molecular function: nucleotide binding. The transcript has 3 exons. The coding region runs from base 1 to 1239 and encodes 412 amino acids.